CCGCAGCCGGAGCCGGAGCCGGAGCCGGAUCCCCGCGGCGCAGAGCUGAGUCUGAGCCGGGCGGCCGAGCGGAGCCGGACGGCAGCUAUGGACCGCUAGGGCCGGGCGGAGCCCCGCGAUGCCGCCGCCCAGUGGCCCCAGCGUCCUCGCGCGGCUGCUGCCGCUGCUGGGGCUGCUGCUCGGCGGCGCCUCCCGGGCUCCGGGCAAGUCUCCCCCGGAUCCCCCCAGCCCGCAGGAGAUCCUGAUCAAGGUGCAGGUGUAUGUGAGCGGGGAGCUGGUACCUCUGGCCCGGGCCUCGGUGGACGUGUUUGGGAACCGUACUCUGCUGGCUGCCGGAACUACGGAUUCAGAGGGCGUGGCCACACUGUCCCUCAGUUACCGCUUGGGCACUUGGGUGCUGGUCACUGCUGCCCGCCCUGGUUUCCUCACCAACUCUGUGCCGUGGCGUGUUGACAAGCUGCCCCUGUAUGCAUCAGUCAGUCUCUACCUGCUCCCAGAGCGGCCAGCCACCCUCAUCCUCUAUGAGGACCUUGUGCACAUCCUGCUAGGCUCUCCUGGUGCCCGCUCCCAGCCCUGGGUACAGUUCCAGCGCAGAGCUGCCCGCCUGCCAGUGAGCUCCACCUACAGCCAACUCUGGGCCUCACUCACACCAGCCAGCACCCAGCAGGAAAUGCGGGCUUUCCCUGCCUUCCUGGGCACUGAGGCCUCCAGCUCAGGCAAUGGCUCCUGGCUGGAGCUGAUGCCUCUGGCUGCUGUGAGUGUGCAUCUGCUGACAGGCAAUGGGACAGAGGUGCCACUCUCAGGCCCCAUUCACUUGUCCCUGCCAGUGCCCUCAGAACCUCGUGCUCUGGCUGUGGGCACCAGCAUUCCAGCCUGGAGAUUUGACCCCAAGAGUGGGCUGUGGGUACGAAAUGGCACUGGUGUGAUCCGGAAGGAAGGCCGGCAGCUCUACUGGACCUUUGUCUCCCCACAGCUGGGGUACUGGGUGGCUGCCAUGGCCUCCCCUACGUCUGGACUGGUCACCAUCACCUCAGGCAUUCAGGAUAUCGGCACCUACCACACCAUCUUCCUGCUCACCAUCCUGGCAGCCCUGGCCCUGCUGGUGCUCAUUCUACUGUGUCUACUUAUCUACUACUGCCGGAGACGCUGCCUUAAGCCAAGGCAACAGCACCGCAAACUGCAGCUCUCCGGGCCCUCUGACAACAAACGAGACCAGGCCACUUCCAUGUCUCAGCUGCACCUCAUCUGUGGGGGACCCCUGGAGCCCACCUCCUCUGGAGACCCUGAGGCCCCGCCCCCAGGCUCCCUGCACUCUGCCUUCUCUAGCACCCGGGACCUUGCAUCCUCCAGGGAUGACUUCUUCCGAGCCAAACCGCGCUCCGCCAGCCGCCCCGCCGCGGAGCCGCCUGGUGUCCGCGGGGGCGAGGGUGCCGGGCUCAAAGGCGCACGCUCCGUCGAGGGUCCCGGUGGGUUGGAGCCCAGCCUGGAGGAGUACCGUCGAGCACAGACGGGGGCCGCAGCAUUCCUGCACGAGCCGUCCUCGCCGCCACCAUCCUUCGACCACUACCUGGGCCACAAGGGGGCAACGGAGAGCAAGGCCCCCGACUUCCUGCUGUCUCAGUCGGUGGACCAGCUGGCGCGCCCGCCGUCCCUUAGCCAGGCCGGGCAGCUCAUCUUCUGCGGCUCCAUCGAUCACCUCAAGGACAACGUGUAUCGCAACGUAAUGCCCACCUUGGUGAUCCCUGCACACUACGUGCGCCUCGGCGGCGAGGCGGGAGCCACUGGGGUGGGGGACGAGGCCACCCCACCUGAGGGCUCGGCGCCGGGCCCCGCGCGCCCUUUCCCGCAGCCCGACCCCGCGCGCCCGCUGCUGCAGGGCCACCCGGGCGCCACUGGCGAGGGCGCCGGCGGCGAGGGCUGGGGCGGCGGGCGCGCAGCCCCGGUCAGCGGCUCGGUCACCAUCCCGGUGCUGUUCAACGAGUCCACGAUGGCGCAGCUCAACGGGGAGCUGCAGGCGCUGACCGAGAAGAAGCUGCUGGAACUGGGCGUGAAGCCUCACCCGCGCGCCUGGUUCGUGUCCCUGGACGGCCGCUCCAACUCGCAGGUGCGCCACUCCUACAUCGACCUGCAGGCUGGCGGCGGGGGCCGCAGCACAGACGCCAGCCUGGACUCCGGCGUCGAUGUGCACGAGGCGCGGCCAGCGCGCCGCCGACCCCCCAGGGAGGAGCGGGAGCGCGCCCCGCCCGCCCCGCCGCCCCCGCCUGCGCCCCCGCGCCUGGCGCUCAGCGAGGACACGGAGCCCAGCAGCAGCGAGAGCCGCACCGGUCUCUGCUCCCCCGAGGACAACUCGCUGACGCCGCUGCUGGACGAGGUGGUGGCGCCCGAGGGUCGGGCAGCCACAGUGCCCCGGGGUCGGGGCCGCAGCCGCGGGGACAGUUCCCGCAGCAGUGCCAGCGAGCUGCGGCGCGACUCGCUCACCAGCCCGGAGGACGAGCUGGGGGCAGAAGUGGGCGACGAGGCGGGCGACAAGAAGAGCCCCUGGCAGCGGCGGGAGGAGCGGCCGCUAAUGGUGUUCAACGUGAAGUAGCGCAGCCCGGGGGUCUGCCCCCGCCACUCCCCCCUGCGCGGGUCCCCAGAGUGCGCGCCCCGGGGAGCUGCGGAGGCAUGCGCACUUAGCCCGGAGAUGGCGCCCAGGGGCCUGCGGUCCUCCGGUUGGUAUGUGCAGGUUAAAGUCUUGGGAAGGAACCCUAGAUCUGCCUCCAAGCAGAGGGAGGUGGGAGGGGCCCGCCCCCCCGUGGGAGGGGCGGGGGAGGAGGGCUGGGGGAGGGGUGCAGCGCCUGUAUAAACGUGGCUGUACAUAGAAAGAUCUAUUGUGGGAGAGCAGGAGGGGCAACCCAGCCUCAGCUGCUAGGGUCAGGGCUGGGAAGGGAGGGGCAUUCUCUGAGGACCCUUGGGAGGGGAGGGGUGCUGCUUGCUGAGCUGUCCAUCUACAGGGCUGGUGGCUGGGGCAGUCCUGGGGGCUAGGGGUAAUGUGAUGGGGCCGCUGUGGGCAACAAAAUGAUAUAAAACUGGUGAGGUUAA
Messenger RNA from Nannospalax galili (Upper Galilee mountains blind mole rat), 3081 nucleotides. RefSeq names its product family with sequence similarity 171 member A2 (gene Fam171a2). Lineage: Eukaryota; Metazoa; Chordata; Mammalia; Rodentia; Spalacidae. Bases 119 to 2587 code for a protein of 822 amino acids. The transcript is spliced from 8 exons. The record is from RefSeq and is a predicted model, not a curated record.